UGGUAACAGUGGUCACUCACUUGGUCAUUUUUUUUUUUAUUGGUUAAACACAUUACUUUUAUAUUAAUUAUCGGACGUUUACUCUCACAGCAGCUGUUAACUUAUUUUAACUAUUAAUUAUUGAAAAAAAAAUUAAUAAGCUAAUUUCGAUAGUGUUCGUUCGGCUUCAGGACCACAGUCGAGACAAGUCCGGUCAAGCAAGUGCAUUCGAGAUGCUAUGAUAGAUAAGGCAAUAAAAAAAGAGGUAGAGCGAUUCAUAUUGUGCGCCAAAGCAUCGUAGCUUUUCAAGCUGCAUUGUUUUUUUUUUACGCUUUACAUCUCGCUUUUACUCGUUCUGAACAGUUCCUGGUACCUGGUAGGUUUCCCGGGUUUGUUUUUUAUUGGUGGAGUUUUAUGUUUAAAUAUAAUCCUUCGCCCCAAAACAAACGCUAAUAGUAUGGUGCUCCAUGCAUAAGCCAGCGAACGAAUGCAGUUGGUUGAUUGAAUUGUAGCCUCGCUGAAACGGAACCAUCAACCGACCUACUACAGCGCUACAACGCUGUGUGCGUGAAGAAGCAGCAAAAGGCAGGAGGCUUUGUUACCGGAACCGAAUCUGAUUGAAGAUGGCUAGCACAUCCACCGAAUCCAGCAUUCUGUACAAGGAUGAAGAAGCUCAGCUCGAUAGCUCGUACAAGAAGGGGAAACGGAAACACCACACCACCGCCGACGAUGACGCGGACCAGCCGGAUAGCAAAAAGGAGCAUCAGGCCGCGGCGAUCCCCAACACCGCACCACCAGCGGAACCGAGCUCGUUUGCGAGCUUUUCGGAAAAAUCCGUUCGCAUCAUGCAGCAGAUGGGCUACAAGGCCGGUACGGGUUUGGGAAAGGCGGGUCAAGGUCGAGUGGAUCUGAUAGAAACGUCCUCGCAGAAGGGACGAAGUGGUUUAGGUAUGAAGCUGAACGAGCUGAAUACGGCCGCGGAUCAAUGGGACGGUGCGGUGGAGGUGUUACAAAUCCCGGAGGUUUGUGCCUGGUUAAAGAACGCAAGCGCGGCAGCCGACGAUCCGGGCAUCACCCGGGAACAGCUGGACGCCUGGAUAAAGGUAGGCCCGCGGAAGCUAGUAAUCAGCGACGAGGACAAGUACUGCCAGCCGGACAUACUGCAGCAAAUCCUUGCCAGCAAGUCCGUGUUUGACAAUCUCGGUGCAGAUGAUAUGCGCAAAGCGCGCUCGAAAUCUAACCCGUUCGAGCUGAUAAAGAGCAACAUCUUCAUCAACCGUGCCGCGGUCAAGAUGGCAAACAUGGAUUCGAUGUUCGACUUUAUGCUGACCAAACCGGUCGACCGGGCCGGCAAACCGUUGGUGAAGGAAAACGAUCUCUUCUACUUUGCGGAUGUGUGUGCCGGUCCGGGCGGAUUUUCCGAGUACGUGCUGUGGCGGAACGGGUGGCGUGCGAAGGGGUUCGGCUUCACGCUGAAGGGACCGUGCGAUUUCCGGCUGGAUGAUUUUACCGCCGGCUCGCCGGAAACGUUCGACGCGUACUACGGACCGAAGGAGGAUGGCAACAUUUUCGAUCCCGCCAACAUCGAGGGUUUCUCCGAGUACGUGAUGACGCAGACGGAAACCGGCGUCCAUCUGAUGAUGGCGGACGGUGGCUUUUCGGUCGAGGGGCAAGAAAAUCAGCAGGAGAUCCUGUCGAAACAGCUCUACCUGUGUCAGAUGAUUGUGGCGCUUGCGAUCGUACGCCCGGAAGGGCACUUCGUGAUGAAGGUGUUCGAUCUGUUUACGCCGUUCAGUGUCGGGUUGGUGUAUCUGGCGUAUCGCUGCUUCCGGGAGAUUUCCAUCUGCAAACCGAACAGCAGCCGGCCGGCCAACUCCGAACGCUAUCUGGUGUGCAAGUGGAAGCUACCGCAAACGGAUCUCAUUCAGCGCCACCUGGAGGACGUUAACAGGCAGAUGUUUAACUGUGGCAAGAAAAACAUCGACACGCUCGAGCUAGUGUCGGAGGAAGUGUUGCGGGCGGAUGCCAGGUUUUACGAGUAUAUCUGCACCAGCAACAACACGAUCGGGACGAACCAGAUACGGGCACUGCUCAAGAUUGCGGCCUACUGCAAAAAUCGGGAGCUGGCCGAAACGCGCCAGAUGGAGGUGAAGCAAAAGUGUCUCGCGCUGUGGAAGCUGCCGGACGGGAUACGAAAGUUCGCCAACAAGGGCGACCCGGACCAGUACGUGCAGAAGCUGUACAAGGACUGGAAAAACCUGACCAAGGAGGUGUGCCAGGUGGAGAAGAAGCUACAAAACGCCGAGCUGAAGACGCACUUCCAGUCCGCGUACGACUGGUGCUUUGUGCCGAUCGGUAAUGCGGAAAGCAGUGGGAAAAACAUACGCACCAUACUGCUCGGCAAGGGUGGCAAAGAGGUGUACCGGUUCGAUACGAAACAGUGCAGCUGGUUACCGGUGACGGAUGUGGCGAUCGAGCUGCCGCAGGGCACAAUCAUUUAUGCGGAGAUUGUGCGCGAACUGCAGGGCCAGGGCAAAUCGCAAAUCGUCAUCAACACGCUGCACAUCAUCGAUGCAAUGAUGCUUGGCGGGGAAAACAUUCGCCGGCUGCCACUGCGGCAGCGCAUGGCACGCUGCCACCAGUUUGCCAAGGCGCUCAGCAAACCGCUCAAAGGCAUGAACGCGGACAGUAGCAACGGGAGCGCCGUUACGGUACAGAUCCGGGCCAAGAAGCUGUACAGUCUGUUCGACAUCGAGCACGUGUUCUUCAAGUCGCUGGAAACGUAUCAGCUAAAGACUGGACCGCCACGGUUGGGGUACCGGCUGCGGAACGUCAUCGAUGCCGAUCGGUUCUACGUACCGUACGGGUUGCUGUUCCUGAAGGAGAUCAAACCGGACUAUCUAAAAUCGCUGUCCACGAAAUGGAACAAGCAUUACUACUUUCACGUGAAAACCAAGGUUUCCCUCUAUCCGGAACAGUUUGAAAAUGCCGAGGCGGAAACGAUGGCCAUAUUUGAGGAAACGUUCCACUCGCGGUUGCUGUGGAAAUGGGACAUCGAGUACCAGGUUGAUCCGCAGGUGACCGAGGCGAGAUCGUCGGACACGGUGUACCGGGUAGACUUUAAGCAGUAUCUGGAAACACACUACGGCCAGAGCUUUAAUUAGUCGCCGGACAGUGAUUUCCGGAUCCGGACAGUUCAAGUGUCAAGUCUUGCAAGACGAAUGACCAUGUACUCGGGGGCUGGGCCACCUGCUACGGUGGCACUAAAGUACUAGAGCAAACUGGUAACACUGGUAGCUUCUCAUGCCACGAACGAAAAGCAGACAUGGCGACACAUCCAUCAAACAUGGACACAUGGCCAAAGUUGCCGGUCCUCAAACCGAGAGGAUUAUGGGAUUACAAACCCAUGAAGUAGUGCAGGCCCAGUAAGCUGGAUUCUCGUACCGAAGCGUGCUAAACCUCGACAAAAUUGAGCUUUGUAUAUAUCGGUUCAGGUUGAACGAUUGCUUUGCCGGCUUUUUUUAACUUGUUUAAGUACACACGUUUGUUCCUAGUGUGCGCCGAACGAUAAUGCUACCCAACCCACAUCUAAUCGAUGGAAAUAUGUUACGGCAGCGGGUAACUUCCUAUCAGUUACCAAACCAAAACAUAGUUCGUUUAAAUGUAAGCUAAGCACGUUGUUCUCCCGAUUAGAUAAGACAAUUUUGCAUUCGACUUUCGAGCCAUGUGUACUUGUUCUUACAAUCUUAUUCGUUGAUAGUUCCAUAUUAUUAUUAGCUUCCUGCUUUGGCAUUCGAACCGUUGUCGGUCUGUCGGUCUACUGUACUGAUUUUCAUCCACCUUCUUGGCAUAUUGCUAGAAAAUUGUGAAUUUUAAACCAACAACAGAUUAUUCAAUCUUGGGCUUGCUAGCUCCACAAACGUCGGAUUAAACUUGAUGUGCUUAAGAUAACAGAGAAUACCAUUGCAAAGCGAAUGUAACCAUUAAGCAUAAAGAACUAAUUGUCUAAAUAAGCAACAGCGAAUGUUCUUAAGAGGAAUUUCUAUGAUUGGAUAAGAGACGUCAAUGUUUAUUUUAUAAGCUUUUGCUUUUAUGUUUUAUAAACCAAAAUUGUUCUUAAAUGUAUGAAUUUCUAAAGAAGAAAUGUAUUUGUCUAAAAGUC
Messenger RNA from Anopheles stephensi (Asian malaria mosquito), 4141 nucleotides. It is a transcript of the gene Cmtr1, whose product is annotated as cap-specific mRNA (nucleoside-2'-O-)-methyltransferase 1. Bases 603 to 3143 code for a protein of 846 amino acids. NCBI's taxonomy places the organism in Eukaryota, Metazoa, Arthropoda, Insecta, Diptera, Culicidae. The transcript has 2 exons. Gene Ontology annotation, molecular function: methyltransferase cap1 activity; nucleic acid binding. Gene Ontology annotation, biological process: 7-methylguanosine mRNA capping. The record is from RefSeq and is a predicted model, not a curated record. Gene Ontology annotation, cellular component: nucleus; cytoplasm.